AUGGGGGGAUUUCUGAGUGGACAGCAGAAGCCUAAGAUGACAGUCGACGGUCGCCUUAAACUUGACCUGAGUAACCGGGGGCUGACGUCCAUCCCGGAGGAGGUGUUCGAUAUCACUGACUUGGAGGUUCUAGAUGUGUCCAACAACAAACUCACCAGCAUCCCGGACGCGAUCGAUCGUCUGAAGAAACUUGAGCAUUUGAAAGCUGACGGCAAUAAGCUGACAAGUUUGCCAAAGGCGAUUGGUUCCUUGAAGAAAUUAACACACCUGUAUGCUUAUAAUAAUCAGCUGGAAGAAGUUCCACCAGGGGUUUGUUCUCUGUCCAACCUUGAGGUGUUGAAUGUCCAUAACAACAGACUUUCUACCUUACCUCCUGAUGUGGAAAAGCUGCAAAACUUGAGGGAACUGUACAUUAAUGAUAAUCAGCUGACAGAGGUUCCACCAGGGGUUUGUUUUCUGUCCAACCUUGAGGUGUUGAAUGUCGGUAACAACAAACUUUCCACCUUACCUCCUGGUGUGGAAAAGCUGCAGAAAUUGAGACACCUGAACAUUUAUGGUAAUCAGCUGACAGAGGUUCCGCCAGAGAUUUGGUCUCUGUCCAACCUUGAGGUGUUAGGUGUCAGUAGUAACAAACUUUCCACCUUACCUCCUGGUGUGGAAAAGUUGCAGAGAUUGAGAAGACUGUACAUUUGUGGUAAUCAGCUGACAGAGGUUCCAACAGGGGUUUGUUAUCUGUCCAACCUUGAGGUGUUGAGUGUCGGUCAGAACCCCAUCCGACGUCUCCCAGAUAACAUCACACGACUCACCAGACUGAAGACUCUCAGUGUCCGCAGCUGUCAGUUUGAAGAGUUCCCCAAACAGGUGCUGCAGCUGAAGAAGUUGAAGACAUUGUAUGCUGGAGACUGCAAGUUUGACACUGUUCCAGAUAAAGUGGAAUCCUCACAACCCCUGUGUGUCUUGCAUUUGGAACUUAACCGCCUCAGAACACUGCCGAGUACCAUGAGCCACCUGCACAACCUACGGGAGGUCUACCUCUUCAACAACAGGUUCGACACAUUCCCAGAAGUCCUGUGUGAACUGCCUGCCAUGGAGAAACUGGACAUCAGGAACAACAACAUCACCAGGCUCCCAACUGCCCUUCACCGAGCAGACAAGCUGGAGGUCUUGGCUGUUUCUGGAAACCCCCUGACAUACCCUCCACAGGAUGUGUGUGCACCUCCAAUUGACAACAUCAAGGCCUUCCUGAAACAGGACGCUGAGAAGGCCAAGUGCACAGCCAAGUUCACAACAAAAUUCACAGCCAAGUUCACAACAAAAUUCACAGCCAAGCUCACAGCAAAAUUCACAGCCAAGUUCACAGCAAAAUUCACAGCCAAGUUUACAACAAAAUUCCCAGCCAAGUGCACAGCCAAGUUCACAACAAAAUUCACAGUCAAGCUCAGAACAAAAUUCAUAUACAAGUUCACAGCAAAAUUCACAGCCAGGAUCACAGCCAGAGUCACAGCCAGGGUCACAGCCAGAGUCACAGCCUGGGUCAGUGCCAGGGUCACAGCCAGGGUCACAGCCAGGAUCACAGCCAGGGUCACAGCCAAGCUCACAGCCAGGGUCAGUGCCAGGGUCACAGCCAGUGUCACAGCCAAGGUCACAGCCAGGGUCACAGCCAAGCUCACAGCCAGGGUCAGUGCCAGGGUCACAGCCAAGCUCACAGCCAGGGUCACAGCCAGGGUCACAACCAGAGUCACAGCCAGGGUCAGUGCCAGGGUCACAGCCAGGGUCACAGCCAAGCUCACAGCCAGGGUCACAGCCAAGCUCACAGCCAGGGUCACAACCACAAUCACCUGGAAACAACACUGA
This is a messenger RNA of Branchiostoma belcheri (Belcher's lancelet), 1854 nucleotides long. Its product is annotated as leucine-rich repeat and death domain-containing protein 1-like. Gene Ontology annotation, molecular function: protein binding. The record is from RefSeq and is a predicted model, not a curated record. The transcript has 2 exons. The coding region runs from base 1 to 1854 and encodes 617 amino acids. Lineage: Eukaryota; Metazoa; Chordata; Leptocardii; Amphioxiformes; Branchiostomatidae.